AUUUCACAACUGAGACUUUAAUUAUUAUUGUGUGUGUGUUUAAUUGAUUAAAAACUAAAUAAAAUAAAAUUUUGGAGAUUGAAAUCUAAUCGUCGAAUAAGGAGAUUAGAUUCUGAUCGUACCAAUGUGGGUUUACUCAUGUCUGUGGUACUGUUGUGUGUUCAGUAUGGAUCAGAGCAUUGUAGUGAUUUAAUGAACUUAUUUUUGUCGUAUUAUGCUCUAUUUUUCUCUCUCCUCCUUCAUAUAUUGACCGUCGUUUUGUCUUUAAUCAAUUUACCUCAUCUUGACCUUAUGUUCGUGUCAAUAUGCGCUGAACAGAAUAUUUUCAUUUGUUUUUUAUAUUAGUUUCUACUGAACCGAUUCUGCAGCAUUGUUUGUACUAAUCUACCAGCUUUUUAAUCUACUGUGCACGAUCACACAAAAUCUCAUUGUUAUACUAAUAAUUAUUUUGAUAUUUUGUAAUAUUAAACUUUCUUCAAUAUCUAAGUUUGAUAUCUUAACCACGUAGUGAUAUCCAAGGCUAAGGUGAAACAAGGCGUAGUUUUAUUGAUGUUAUUCAAUUCUUGUCAAUAACUAAGUUGCUAUUGUUUAGGCAAAUGAAGAGAUAACCAUGUCGUAUGGCUGGCUAAUUACAAAACCCAAAGUCAGAGUAGUAGUAUAAUAUUGUCUCACUAUAGAUUAGACUUUGGCCAAAGUACAUUGUUAACAAAAAAAAAAAAUGAUAAUCUACCACAUGUGCGAGAUCACAAGCUUCAGAAAAAUCGGGCUAAAAUGAGCGUUAUUAAGAUUUGUAUUAGGCUUUGCGCAAGGAUAUAGAAAUCAGAGCCACUAAUUAGCUCAAUGGUAUCGACGACCUGCAGUGUGUAAUUCAGUCCAAAACGUAUUAUUGGGCUAUAUAGGGGCCGACUGAUAAUUAUCGAGGCCCAUUAAGAGCCCCAACAAAGAGUUUGAUUGGGCUUAAGGCGAAGCACUUCUCUCCGACAGUAAACUGCUAACGAGUUUGACGAUCAUCACAGAACCGCAGACCAAUCCUGUCGUCGCCAUGUCUCUCCGUAAAACCCUAACCGCAUUAAGCCGACCUCCGUCGCCAAUCUCCGCCGUCAAUCUCGAAGCUGCAGAGCCCUCUCGCUCUUCACAAAUCACUUUCCGACCCCGUAAACUCCGGAGAGUUUCGUUAGAUGAUCUGAAUCCGUCGCCGACGACGAUCACCGCGUCUCCUCUAUCCUCGAAGUCGACGGUUGAUAUCGCGCUCCGCCACCUCCUAAUCUCCGACGAGCUCCUCGGAGGAGUAAUCUCGGCUCACAACACUCCCCCCGUGUUCGAAUCAACCAGCACACCGUUCCUCUCCCUAGCGAGAUCCAUCCUCUACCAACAGCUCGCCACCAAGGCUGCGAAGUGCAUCUACGAUCGGUUCAUCUCUCUGUUCCCCGGCGGAGAAUCAGGUGUCCUCCCUGAGUCCGUCAUCUCAGUCUCCGCCGUGGAUCUUCGUAAGAUCGGCGUCUCCGGGAGGAAAGCGAGCUACCUCCACGACUUAGCCGGAAAAUACAAAAGCGGCGAGCUUUCCGAUGAGAUGAUUCUGGAAAUGAGCGAUGGAGAGCUGACCGACCGGUUAACUUCGGUUAAGGGGAUUGGAGUGUGGACGGUUCACAUGUUCAUGAUAUUCUCGCUUCACAGGCCUGAUGUGUUGCCUGUGGGGGAUCUCGGCGUGAGGAAAGGCGUGAAGGAUCUUUACGGUUUGAAAAAUCUUCCUGGUCCGUUGCAGAUGGAGCAGCUUUGUGAGAAGUGGAGGCCUUUCAGGUCCGUUGGUUCAUGGUACAUGUGGAGACUCAUCGAGUCUAACAAGACUUCUAAGACCAAGUUGUCUAAAUAAACUAGUCAGGGCACACUUCUUCUUGGUCGGUCAGGACAGCUAAUCUCUCACCUUGUGAUGAAGAAGCUAUUCCACGCCCAUCAACCACUUGUUGUUGCAUCUUCGCUUCUCUUCCAAGCUUCACUUGCUGGAAAAUCUUGAGUUUCGUUUUCCUGUCUUUGCGCAAUUUAGAGCACGUGAGAGGAAAAUGCAUUUGUACUUUUAACAGUGUGGUGGUUGUAACUUGUGUACUACCGUAGAAAUACAUUAUCAAAACUAGUUUCAUUUUGCUUGGGUUCAUUGUAACAACACUAUUGGACUUCGGCCAAUGUCUCCAGUGACCCAAUUAAAUUAAUCAGAAAGCUUGGAUCUGACUCUGCCA
This is a messenger RNA of Brassica rapa (field mustard), 2231 nucleotides long. Its product is annotated as DNA-3-methyladenine glycosylase 1. Gene Ontology annotation, molecular function: DNA-7-methylguanine glycosylase activity; DNA-3-methyladenine glycosylase activity; alkylated DNA binding. Gene Ontology annotation, cellular component: nucleus; protein-DNA complex. The record is from RefSeq and is a predicted model, not a curated record. Gene Ontology annotation, biological process: base-excision repair, AP site formation; DNA alkylation repair; base-excision repair. NCBI's taxonomy places the organism in Eukaryota, Viridiplantae, Streptophyta, Magnoliopsida, Brassicales, Brassicaceae.